ACGUCACACGGCAGGGGAGCGUUGAAAAUUACGCCGAAAGCUGAAAGGAUACAUGACUGUUUACUGAAAUAAUGAAAUAAAAGUGCUCUUUUCACAUCCGAUAGUGCGCUUUGUACACUACAAUUCAAGCUUAAAGCAGGAGUGGCAAUUUUACCCAUGAAAUUACGACGAAAGUAGCGUUUUAGAUCAUGUUUCGUUGCCUCCUACCAUGGCGUUGCAAUCGUCAAGUUGAGUACAUAGAUCGAAGACAUGCUAAUUUAGUCUUCAUUCCUGACGAAAUCUACAGAUAUGAACGAUAUUUACAAGAACUAUACUUGGACGCCAACCAGAUUAAAGAUUUACCAAGGGCAUUCUUUCGUUUGUAUAACCUAACACAUUUGGGUAUCAGCGACAAUGAAAUAGCCAGAUUACCCCCAGAAAUAGGCAACUUAACGAAUUUGGAGGAGUUUGAUAUAAGCAGAAACGACAUUUGUGACGUGCCCGAAAAUAUAAAGUUCUGCAAAGCUUUGGUGACUGUCGAUUUUAGUGGCAAUCCACUCUCAAGACUCCCAGAUGGAUUUACCCAACUAAAGUGUUUGACAAGUUUAUGUUUGAAUGAUGUGUCCUUGGUUCGUUUGCCCCCGGAUAUUGGCAGCCUGGCUGAGUUGCAAGUGCUAGAACUACGAGAGAAUUUGAUCAAGUUUAUACCAGUUUCCCUGUCAUUCUUGACUAAACUGGAAAGGCUGGAUCUUGGUUGCAAUGAGUUAGAGGAUUUGCCUGAUAUAAUUGGCUCCCUUCCUGAACUUGUGGAAUUAUGGCUGGAUGGAAAUCUUCUUCGAACUCUGCCAAUGGAAAUUGGCAACCUAAAACGUCUCCAGAUAUUUGAUUGUUCAGAGAACAGGAUAGAAUACCUUCCAGAUGAGAUCAAUGGGCUGUCUGCUCUGACAGAUUUCCAUUUGUCUCAAAAUUUACUUGAGAUCAUUCCUGACACCAUUGGGGAAUUGAAACAAAUGCAGAUGCUAAAAGUUGAUCAGAACAGGCUGAUACAGUUGACAGAUUUCAUCGGAGGAGCAACCACCCUGACAGAAUUAGUUCUAACAGACAACUUAUUAGAGGAACUGCCAUCAUCCAUUGGCAAAUUGAUAAAUCUCUCUGUUUUUAAUAUCGAUCGAAAUCAGCUUCAGAUUCUUCCGGUUGAGAUUGGAAACUGUAGCAGUCUGUCCGUGUUGUCAAUGAGAGAAAACUUCCUCACAAGAUUGCCCUCGGAGAUCGGGAAUUGUCGUAAUCUACAUGUUCUUGAUGUCUCGGGAAAUAGAAUGGAAAACUUACCGCUAACAAUCGGGACUCUGCCAUUGAAGGCGCUCUGGUUGUCUGAAAAUCAGUCAAAACCGAUAUUGAAAUUGCAAACAGAAGAUGACGAGAGGACGAACACCCGGGUCCUGACAUGUUUUCUGUUGCCUCAGACCGAACAACAGUUUGAUCUCGAGGACUAUGAUUUGGAUGAAAAUCGCGAAGACUUCCAUUUUGAACCACGCGAUAAGCCACCAGUUGAACUUGGUUUUGUCAACGAACACGUGAGGUUCUCUGACGAGGAGUCAGAUCAUGAUGAAGACAGACUGGGUGAUUUCAUCCGUCAUGACACGCCACAUCCCAAAGACCUCAAAGGCCGACAUCCAAAAAUGUUUUCACACAAGCCAAGAUCAGAUUCGAUGAACUCUGAAGAGGAAAGGCGGAGAUCAAAAGGCCUGGAGUCAGGAUCGGACACAGAGCACGACAGACCGCGGAAAGCUGGAGUGAGAAUACAGGAUCCUGAGCCUGCAGUCCGCAUCCAGGAGCAACCAGCUGUGAUUGAAGAUGAAAAAGAAGCGUUGAUUUUAACACCAACUAUCGAAGUACCACAAGAGAGUUCUCCAUUCAUAGAGGGUGGCGAACAUAAUGAAGAACCAUCCAGUGACGAGGGUGAAGAUGGUGAAAGAACUGUCGGAUUUCUUGUCGCUGACGACGAGGAUACGGAAGAACGCUUCGAUAGUAAAUUAAAGAGAACCAACACUCCUCACUACACCAAGGGAAAGAGAUUGUACACAGACAAGGAAGAUAUUCAAGAAAAAUUUCAUGAAAUAAUGGCAAAGGUUGGACAACGGAAUGAAGACGAUUCAGACGAACAACGGUUUUUACAUGUCUUCUGUUACCUUAAGGAGAGUGGAGAGGAAGGUGAACACUCCAGAGAUGAUGAAGAUGGUGAACGUCCUCCAUCAGCUCAUCUCAACGGCAUCAAUGGACAUUUAAACAAGGAUGGCGACGAUCAUUUCGUGACGGUCACGAAAAUCGUAGAGGAGAUAACGUACACGUUAGUAAGGAAUGGUGCGGGACUUGGCAUCAAUAUCGCUGGAGGAAAAGGCUCGACACCUUAUCGUGACAACGACGAGGGUGUUUUUAUAUCGAGAAUCAACGAGAAAGGACCCGUAGGCAGGGAUGGUGUCUUGCAACCUGGCGAUAAACUAAUAUCUGUAAAUGACGUGGACAUCAGCGAGGCGAGUCACAAUGAGGCGGUCCAGGUGCUCAGUAAUGCUGGUGAUACCGUCAAGAUGGUUAUAUUACGAGAGACCGAGGAACUUGCCGACGCCGUCACGGAGAAUGGCGAGGAGGAACCGAAGGUCGAACCGAGUGAGGUGCCUAAUAAAGCCCCGAAGGAAGUGAAAAAGUCUGGAGUGAGGUUCGCAGCAGAGCCGGAAAUGGAAGAGAUUGAGACAGCCACAGAGACGGAGACGAUAGUACUAAGUAAGCGUGACAAUAAAGGACUGGGGUUUAGCAUUGCUGGGGGUCGUGGAUCGACUCCUUAUAAGGGAACAGAUCAGGCUAUUUUCAUCUCGAAACUCGCCCCGGGCGGUACGGCCGAGUUAGAUCGAAGGCUUAAUAUUGGUGAUAAGGUUUUAUCAAUCAAUCGUAAAUCAGUAGCUAACGCCAGUCACGAAGAGGCUGUGGCCCUACUUACCAGCAGUUAUCCCUCAGUAACCCUGGUAGUCACUCGUGAGCGAGUUUUGGAGAAACGAAUGACGCCGCUGUCCAAGCAUCGCGAAGACUCCCUGAUAAACAAAAGAAUAGCGGAAAAGGAACUCAUUCAAGAUGCCAUGAUCCGAGCUUCAGCAGAGGAUACAAAUCACGUGGACAAUGAUAGUGAUGACGAAUUUGAUCGACCGAAAGUUGAGAGAGUUGAGUUGAAGAAAGGCAACGGUCCUCUGGGAUUUAGUGUUGUUGGGGGCUCGGAUCAUGCUUGUCAUCCAUUUGGUAUAGACGAACCUGGGCUUUUUAUCUCAAAGAUCGUACCAAAUGGAGCGGCUGCUAAUACAAAUCUACGAGUUGGUGAUCGUAUCUUAGCCGUGAAUGGUAAAGAUAUGACAAGAUCAACGCAUCACGAUGCUGUCACCGCUUUGAUAUCAAACGUUACGUCCAUAAAAAUGUUGGUGCGUCAUGAUCCACCACCCCCCGGUCUCAUGGAUAUCACGAUUAUGAAAAAUCCCGGUGAGAAGCUUGGUAUAAGUAUACGAGGGGGCGCCAAGGGUCAUCCGGGGAAUCCAUUGGAUACUAAGGAUGAAGGGAUCUUCAUAUCAAAGGUUAACGAAAGUGGUGCUGCAGCCAAGGAUAAAAGAUUGCAUGUCGGACAGAGGAUACUCGAGGUCAACGGCACCAGUCUUUUAGGAGCAACGCACAUGGAGGCCGUCCGUUCAUUACGUAGCGUUGGUGAUCGCCUCUCAUUGGUCGUGGCUGAUGGUUACGAUGUCUCGAAAGUAGAGGCGAUGGUUGGUGUGAUCUCCAAUCCUUUAGCAGCGGGGGAUAGUCUCAGCUCUCCCGAUGAACACAAACAUUUUGGAUACGACUCUGACCGCUCCAGUGUCCGAGUUAGUUUAAACGAAAAAGAAAUGUCGAAAGAACCUCCCAAUAAACUUACGAAUGCGGAUGGCGAAGUACAAGCGGACGGAAUUAUCACUCGUUCGCAAACUACAGUACCCGAGACUCGCCAGGCACCGCCAGCUGAUUUUCAUCUACCUCUAAAUAACUCAAUAAAAACUCCCCCGCAAACUGCGAACUCACCCUCGUCCCUCGGGCGUUCCCCCUCGGGAAGCCUCACACCUUCUGAACAACGUGCUUUGGACGCGGAAAAACGUGCGGCCUGGAGACAAGCACGAAUGCGGGAACUCGAAGAGGACGCGUUGAAAGCGCAAGUUGUUAUUGCUCAGGUUAAAGCAAUGUCCGCAACUUCGCUUGAAGGGACCUCCCUGUCUGACGAGGAUAGAAAAAUACCUCCAACAGACCAUUUAAAUAAUACUUCUACGAAGUUAACUGCUUAGUUUUCUGGAUAUAAUCGAGCGAUUUGUUCGACCAAGUUCUGCAUAUAUUUGGCUGUGUAUAUCAUGAGAGAGAAGAGAGUGCGGAAAAUCGUGGAAAACUCUUGAGUCUGGGCACCACUGCUUGAUUGAUGUAGGAAGCUUCUUUGUGCCUUUGGUUGACUUAAACUACGAUAUUAUCCGGGAAAUACGCGCUAAAUUUUAACAAUAUAUGAGUUUUAUGUACGUGCGUCGAGAAAUAGUCGCAAACAUGCAGUUGUUAUAGGAAAAAAGGUGGAGUUUGUGGAAGGAAUAGUUUGAAGGAAUGCCAAAUAACGAGAUCUAUUUUAACAAUAUAUCCAAUCACACGAGGUUGGAACGAGAUUAUGGUUCUUGAAAUCAAGGCUUGCUGCAGAGAAUUGUGAAAAAUAAAGGUGGAAUGAAAUCAUUGUAAAGGGGGAAAAGGGAGGCUGUAAGUUAUCUAAGGUUUGUGGUUUAUGGAAGAAUGUUGUCCUCACACAAGAAGAUAACUGAAGAUAUUUGAACGGUGGGAUUUGCUGAAGAUGCUGCAAGUUCCGCUAUUCGAGUCCCACUAGAGUAAUUUUUCUACCUCAAAACAAAAUGGCCUUCAAAGAGAAACGAUCCUCUAUCAUUCGUCGACUGUUCCUAUGUUCUAUCAACUGUUCAUCAAUGUUCCUUGUAUGAAGUGUAUUCAUUGGAUUUUAACUUGCAGAAUCCAUUAGCUCCUGGAAUGUAUUUUACCAAUCUUUAGAAACCUUAUACAUUUUAGUUAUUUUACAAUUUAUUGCUCUUCUCUUAGGCCGUUUCAAGGUACAAAUAUUUGAAGGAUUUUUAGACCUAAUUCUAGACGUAUUUUAUACUGUAUAAAGAUGUUGUACAAUUAUUAUGAAACCAUUUCAA
This is a messenger RNA of Dendronephthya gigantea, 5222 nucleotides long. RefSeq names its product protein scribble homolog. Gene Ontology annotation, molecular function: protein binding. The coding region runs from base 189 to 4325 and encodes 1378 amino acids. Gene Ontology annotation, cellular component: adherens junction. NCBI's taxonomy places the organism in Eukaryota, Metazoa, Cnidaria, Anthozoa, Malacalcyonacea, Nephtheidae. The record is from RefSeq and is a predicted model, not a curated record. The transcript is spliced from 35 exons.